Anopheles coustani is the source of this 1398-nucleotide messenger RNA. RefSeq names its product phospholipid phosphatase 4. Gene Ontology annotation, biological process: phospholipid metabolic process. The record is from RefSeq and is a predicted model, not a curated record. Gene Ontology annotation, molecular function: phosphatidate phosphatase activity. Bases 291 to 1334 code for a protein of 347 amino acids. The transcript is spliced from 3 exons. NCBI's taxonomy places the organism in Eukaryota, Metazoa, Arthropoda, Insecta, Diptera, Culicidae.
UCAUCAUGCAGGAAACCUGCAAGGUUGCUUUAUUUACAUGCCGUUGAUGUUUACAUUCGUUUCACUUUUCGCAAACAUGCCCGUUGUCUUUCCUCCACAACUGUCAGUCGACUGCGUUGUGGCAUUUGCAGCUGGAUCGUACGAUUUCCAGCAUUCGACCGCGUUGGACCAUCCCGUCAUUAUGUGCUCGAUGCCCUCGACCGGGUAAGACGUGAAUACCCUGUUUCCAAGUGGUUUCGUGGUAAAACAGGCGGUCAAACAUAUUUCCUCGCGCACCAACGGGCAAUAGAAUGACGUCCACGAAUUCGCUGGAACCAGCAUAUCCCUGUGGAGGCUCGGUUGAGUCAUCACAAAAGAAACAUCUUCGCACCGGACUGGAGCUUAAUCUACCCCUGGAGACAACCGUGAGGAUUAUACUGACCUGUAUAUACAUAGCGCUCGAGUUCAAAGCACCGUUUGUGCGUAAAAUUCAACCGGAAGAAUUAUGGCUGUACCGGAACCCAAGGUCCGAUAGCUACGUCCCCCUCACCAUGCUCUGGCCAGUGGUGCUCGGUGUGCCGGGGCUGUUUUUCACACUGCACUAUCUGCGAACGCAAGACCGCCACGACCUACGUUCCGCCGUGCUGGCGUUCACCCUUGGCCUCGGUCUGAACGGGGUCAUUACGAACACGAUAAAAAUUGCCGUCGGUCGCCCACGGCCCGACUUUUUCUGGCGCUGCUUCCCCGAUGGGGUGAUGAACGAAGAUCUGCGUUGCACCGGAACAGACAUGCGGGCUCUCAUGGAUGGGCGGAAAAGUUUCCCAUCCGGACACUCCUCCUUUGCGUUUGUUGGUCUCGGAUUUCUUACCUGGUACUUGAUCGGAAAGCUGCACCUGAUGAACGAACGUGGUCGAGGUCGCUCGGUGCGAGUAAUAUUGGCAGGACUGCCUCUGUUCGCAGCAACAAUGAUUGCGAUCAGUCGAACCUGUGACUACCAUCAUCACUGGCAGGACGUGACUAUUGGGUCGUUGAUUGGACUAGUCCUUUCCUACAUAUGCUACCGUCAGUAUUAUCCGGCGUUUGCUGAACGCAACUGCCAUCUGCCGUACUUGCCCCUGCAGUAUCAGGAGUCGUGCUUGGGCUCGUCACCAUCAGCCAUAAAGAACCAGCACAGUCCAAACCGUGGCAAAAGGCUCCAAGCUGGGGCGCCGCCUCCCCCGUCCGGAUCGCCACUGGUCACAAAAUCAAACUACGACGGUCGAACGAUCGAAGGCAAUGGGGCCGACGACUCGGAGGGGGAAACGAGAAGCCUUCUUUCUUCCGCCAUCGAGCAAAAGGAAGCUAAGUGGAUAUAAUCCAUCACAGUUGGCUGACAGGUGUCCGUUACCCAAAGGAUAUGAUCCGCCUGCUACGAACGAA